Molecule: messenger RNA, 2634 nt
Organism: Anolis sagrei ordinatus
Lineage: Eukaryota; Metazoa; Chordata; Lepidosauria; Squamata; Anolidae
Source: RefSeq, a predicted model, not a curated record
UGACUCCAAACCUCCCAUCUCUAAAUCCACUUGCAGGGCUGAUCUUUCUUCUUUCACUCUUGUGUCAUCAACACACACAUCUCUUCACUCUCUCUCUUCCUCAGCACAGUCCUCAAGAUGAACAAAUACCUUCUCCUGGGCUUCUCUGUUCUGCUCCUCUGUGCAACUGCUCAAUCUCUUGUGUGCAGAGUUUGCAAAUAUAAACUUGGUACUCUCUGUUUCAAGUCGGAUGAGCCCUGCAGAGCCAAAGAAGGCCAGCUAUGUGAGACAACCGAGGUGUACUCAGAUAGAGUAUUGCUCUUCAAAACACACGGCUGUGGCAAAUACGCAGAGCUCUGCAACAGGACUGAGGAGCGGGACAACGCCUUCAAGGUGUCCUAUAAGCGCAGCUGCUGCGAUGCUGACUUAUGCAAUGUUUGAUUUUGCCGUGCCUCCUCUUCCUAAAUGGGCCAAGACUUGGAACUGGGGUGGUAGCUGAUAUGUUUGCUAUAAAGGUUGACAGAGAUGCCUCCUUUCACACUAAGGGUAUUAUCAUGCUACACUAUUAUAGCACUUUUACUCCACUUUUAUUGCCAUGGCUGGAUCCCAUGUUUACUAAGGCUGAGAACUUUCUGGCUGAGAAUUUGAAGUGCCUUGCCUUGAAUUGUUUGCCUCAGGAUUCUAUAGGAUGUCAUCAGGGCAGUUAAAGUUGAAUCAUAGCACUAUAACCAUUUAGUGUAACAGGAUGCCAGGCAAAAGUAUGAUAGCUGGGACCCUACGCUGGUUGUGCACCACGGGUCAGAAUUCAUGAAGGGAACACAUGCGUGAGACAGCGCAACAAGUGAUAGAUGCAGCUGUGAGGGAGGGAGGAGGUCCUGCCCUCCCGGAGCCCCAGCUCUUCCAUUGUCAAAAAACAGGCAGGGGGAAGCACAAGAAGAGGGAAGGGGGAUCUGGUUCCUACCACUCUGUUCACACUGUGCCUUGUAAAAACCUUCCCCGGCCGCCAGCACACUUUCUGCCCUUCGAAGAACGCAGCCCCAGCAGCUGGGAGCAGUCCAAGUGAACUUCCCUUUAUCAAUUCUGACACACAUUGCGCAAGCAAUGUAUGCAUUCCAGGUAUGCAUAGAGUCCCAGUUAUCAUACUUUUGCCAGAUCCCACAACAUGCAAUCAGUAUCUUCCCAAUCUCAUCCCUUCAACCAAAUGUCCUCCAAAGCCACACAUGAUUCUAGCCCAGUAUUUCCCAACCUUCCUACCUGCGUCCCCUUAAUACUUCUUCAUGUUGUAGUGACCCCCAAACAUAGCAUUAUUUUUGUUACUACUACAUAACUGUAAAUUUUUUUCUGUUAUGAAUUAUAAUGUAAAUAUCUGAUAUGCAGGAUAUAUUUUCAUUCACUGGACCAAAUUGGGCACAAACCUGUUAUGCCCAAAUUUGAAUAUUGUUGGGUUGGGGGCGGGGUUGAUUUUGUCAUUUGAGAGUUGUAGUUGCUGGGAUUUAUAGCUAACCUAAAAUCAAAGAGCAUUCUGAACUCUACCAAUGUUGAAACUUGGCACACAGAACUCCCAUGACUUACAGAAAAUACUGAAAGGGUAACAGGUAAACAGCCCAGCCUACUAUUUACCAAACUUGGCACACAGAACUCCCAUGACUUACAGAAAAUACUGAAAGGGUUUGGUAAGCAUUGACCUUGGGUUUGGGAGUUGUAGUUCACUUACAUCCAGAGAGCACUAUGGACUCAAACAAUGAUGGAUCUGGACCAAACUUGGCACAAAUACUCAAUAUGCCCAAAUGUGAACCCUGGUUGAGUUUGGGCGAAAGUAGACCUUGACAUUUCGGAGUUGUAGUUGCUGGGAUUUAUAGUUCACCUACAACCAAAGAGCAUUUUGAACCCCACAAACUAUAGAGUUGGGCCAAACUUCCCACACAGAACCUCCAUGACCAACAGAAAAUAAUGUGUUUUCUGAUGGUCUUUGGCGACCCCUCUGACACUCCCUCACGACCCUCCCCAGGGGUCCUGACCUCCAGGUUGAGAAACACUGUUCUAUCUCCCACCAAGAGGAUGAGAAUCAUACACAUGGCAUGUGCUCACUGUGUGUUUCCUGAAAUAUGUGGGAAGCAUUUCUGGGGGCUUAUUCACAUUACACAAUAGCGGCAUUAUGCUUUCCCUUUAACUGCUAUGGGACACGUCUACAAAAUUUAAAAAACAAUAUUUUGAAUCCAGCACUGGCAGUCUUCAGGUUGCAUGGGGCCCUUGUAUCCUUUAACUCAAAUUAUGAAGAAGGUAUUCUGGAAUUUGUAGGAAAUUCCAGAGUAUCCUAGAGCAUCCUGGCCAUUGGAACUGCUGGAUCAGUGCAAUUUAGCCCAAUCUGUUGUCCACACAAUUUUUUCACCAUCACCCUUUCUGUUUCAGUGCUGGGAAGGAAAUGGGUUUUUAGCCUUCUCUGCCAACUCCCAAGGUUUCUUAGCAUUGAAUAAUUCAAGAAGAUGAAGAAAGGGAAACCAUUUUUGUCUCUAACAGGCAAAUUCUUGUCUUGGCAAAGAAAGAAUAUGGGAAAUAACUUUGUAUAGAAACUUCUUGCAUGACAUGCACAUUUUGCAUUUUGAUAUCUUUUUAAUUCACAUUGUUUGAGACUGGGGCUUGUUGUUUUUUUCUUCC